AAUUUAAUUAUAUGAAAAAAAUAAUUUGAACGGAAUACAAUUAUACAAGUGUCCUGAUUGUUACCAAAUUUGAUACGUUACUGUUGCACAAGUGCAAGAGUGAGACCGACAGUAGGGUCCAUCGUGGAAAAUGGCUUUACUCGCGAGAAACAUCUGCAAGCUAUUUUCGCAGACUGCCCAAAAGGGAACUGUUAGAACAUUUCAUCUAGGAGCAGUAUGUCAACAAGAUGCUGUGGUCGAACAAGAUGGUAAGAUAAAAUGUACCCUCAUACCAGGAGACGGUGUCGGGCCGGAACUGGUUGUUUCGGUUCAAAGCGUUUUCAAAGCAGCCAAUGUACCGGUUGAAUUUGAACCUUACUUCCUCUCGGAAGUAAACCCAACACUGAGCGCACCGCUCGAACAAGUAUCUAAUAGUAUUGCAAGAAAUCAAGUAUGCUUGAAGGGUAUUUUAGCAACGCCGGACCAUUCCCUUACCGGGGAACUACAAACGUUAAACAUGAAACUGCGUAAAAGUUUAGAUUUAUAUUCGAACGUUGUGCAUGUAAAAUCUCUGCCUGGUAUUAAAUGCCGUCAUAACAAUGUGGACUGUAUUAUUAUCAGAGAACAAACAGAGGGAGAAUAUUCUGCAUUGGAACACGAAUCUGUAAAGGGGGUGGUAGAAUGUUUGAAGAUAGUAACAGCAACUAAGAGUCAAAGGAUUGCAAAAUUUGCAUUUGAUUAUGCGGUGAAGCAUAAUCGCAAGAAAGUUACGUGCGUUCACAAAGCUAACAUCAUGAAACUUGGCGAUGGUCUCUUCUUAAAAUCGUGCCAAGAAAUUGCUAAGAUGUAUCCUAGGGUUACGUUUGAAACAAUGAUCGUGGAUAAUUGUACAAUGCAAAUGGUAUCUAAUCCACACCAGUUUGAUGUAAUGGUAUUACCAAAUUUGUAUGGUAAUAUCUUAGAUAAUCUUGCGUCUGGUCUAGUCGGCGGUGCAGGUGUAGUGGCAGGUGCCAGUUACAGCCCGGAGUGUGUCGUCUUUGAACCGGGUGCAAGACACACGUAUUCAGAAGCUGUCGGCAAAAAUGUUGCAAAUCCUACUGCCCUGCUUUUGUGCGCCGUGAAACUUUUACGUCAUGUUAAUUUGAAACACUACAGCGAACAGAUAAAAGACGCACUAAAUCGUGUCUUAAACGAUGGAAAAGUAUUGACGAAAGAUUUAGGUGGACAGAGUUCUACAACGGAAUUCACAAAUGCUGUAAUAAAUUGUCUUCGUUGAGUAAUUAUUAUUAUGUGAUCUCUGUUAAUUUAAAAGAGACUUAUGUAAUAUAGAAUGAUAUAGAAUAGAUGUAUUUGUGCUUCUUUCGCAUUAUCAGAAAAUAUUUGAAACGAUACUUUCAAAUUGUGCAGUAUUAUCUUGAUGUAGACUGUUCUUGGCUCGUUCGCUUUCAGUCUAAUCAACAGUGAUAGAAUUUUAUUUAAAACGAUUAUAUUCUGUGAAUAGAAAUGUCUAAACUUUCUAUCAAGAUACUUUGCCAGUUGUAUGAUAACAGUGUAAUACUCUAAUUG
Messenger RNA from Colletes gigas, 1545 nucleotides. RefSeq names its product isocitrate dehydrogenase [NAD] subunit beta, mitochondrial (gene Idh3b). The transcript has 7 exons. Gene Ontology annotation, biological process: isocitrate metabolic process; tricarboxylic acid cycle. Gene Ontology annotation, molecular function: oxidoreductase activity, acting on the CH-OH group of donors, NAD or NADP as acceptor; magnesium ion binding; NAD binding. The record is from RefSeq and is a predicted model, not a curated record. The coding region runs from base 131 to 1255 and encodes 374 amino acids. Lineage: Eukaryota; Metazoa; Arthropoda; Insecta; Hymenoptera; Colletidae. Gene Ontology annotation, cellular component: mitochondrion.